AACAACAAAAGUAGUAAUAAUGGAUCUCACUCAAUUUGUGAAACAUAUUGACUUAGAUGUAUACAAAAAUUAUCUUGAACCAUUAAAUUAUUAUGAUCAAUUGGUUCCAGAUAAAACACAUAAUUUACUUGUCAAUUUUUUCUCACAGAAUUUAACUUAUUGGCAAUGGUCAAAUGCCAUUGAUAAUCUGAACAUAAAAGACUACAAAGAAACAACUACCAAAAUGGUGAUUAAAUUAAUUAUUAAGACACUUGAUAAUUUUCUGCAGGCUUUUGCUUUAGGGCAUAUGAAUCCACUCCAUAAUGUAACAACCCUGGAACAACCUCAUCUUAACGAAUGUCUAAAAGCAACUUUAUGGUAUUGUGCUGAAGUAUAUUAUACCUUAAAUCAUCACAUAAAAGAUCAAAGAGAAGAUGGCAUUGGUUUUACUAUAGAUUCAAAUAAACACCAAAUGAUAUAUGUAGAAGGAUCACAUCCUUAUAAUGUUAAAGAACAAAAAGAAAUUGGAGAUAGAAUCAAAAUAGCCAGAAACCUUUAA
Molecule: messenger RNA, 538 nt
Organism: Entrophospora candida
Lineage: Eukaryota; Fungi; Glomeromycota; Glomeromycetes; Entrophosporales; Entrophosporaceae
Source: the annotation of a GenBank genome assembly